CUCCAAAAGAUGGGGAGAAAAAAUAGAAAGAGAAUAAGGAAGAUCCUAUUACUCUCUUUUCAGUUACAUGGAAAAAAAUGAAAAGGAGAGCCGACAUUUUUUGCCAAAAUCACUCAAAUAAUCGUUGAUAGUAAGUUAAGAUUGUGCGUGAUUUUAUCCAUCUUCCAAAUAUAGACUGAGAGAAAAGAGAGAAUUAUGCAAAAAAUAAAAAAAUUGUAUAUGAGAGUGUGUAAUGAGAAGAUACUUGAGUAACAUUUAACCACAAUACAAAAUGUGCCUCCAAAGUUUAACUCUUCUCAUCAUCUUCACUCUCUUUUACUCACAUGCGUUUGCUCUUAAGAAGUCCUAUAUAGUGUAUUUGGGAUCUCACGCCCAUCCUUUUACUCUCCUCUCUCAAGCUCAUCUAGAUCGUGUUGCUCAUUCACAUCGCACUUUUCUCGCCUCUUUCUUGGGAAGCCAUCAAAGUGCAGAAGACGCCAUCUUUUACUCAUACAAAAGACAUAUCAAUGGCUUCGCCGCUGUUCUUGACGACAAAAAAGCUUCAGAAAUCGCCAAGCAUCCAAAUGUAGCAUCUAUAUUCUUAAACAAAGGAAGGAAACUGCAUACCACUCAUUCAUGGGAUUUCAUGCUUCUUGAGAAACAUGGAGUCGUUCACAAGUCUUCUCUGUGGAAGAAAGCAAGGUUUGGAGAAGACACAAUCAUCGCUAAUCUUGACACAGGUGUGUGGCCUGAGUCAAAAAGCUUCAGCGAUGAAGGGUAUGGAGAUGUUCCAGCUAGGUGGAAAGGCAGUUGCCACGGUGAUGUUCCUUGCAACAGGAAGCUCAUUGGAGCAAAAUACUUCAACAAAGGCUACUUAGCGUACGCAAAAUUCCCCUCCAACUCUACCUUUGAAACCCCUCGUGACCUCGACGGUCACGGCACCCAUACUCUCUCCACAGCGGGAGGAAACUUUGUCCCCGGAGCCAAUGUAUUUGGACUUGGCAACGGUACGGCUAGUGGCGGUUCUCCUAAGGCGAGAGUCGCCUCUUACAAAGUGUGCUGGCCUCCUUUUAAAGGUGCCGAAUGCUUUGAUGCUGAUAUCUUGGCAGCGAUUGAUGCAGCUAUCGGUGACGGUGUGGAUGUUAUAUCGGCUUCAGUGGGCGGGGAUGCAGGAGAUUAUAUGAAUGAUGGCUUGUCCAUUGGUUCCUUCGUAGCAGUCAAGAACGGUGUGACGGUUGUGUGUUCUGCUGGUAACUCGGGGCCUAAACCUGGAACGGUCUCUAACGUUGCACCAUGGAUUAUAACCGUCGGAGCUAGCUCCAUGGAUCGGGAGUUUCAAGCAUUUGUAGAGCUCAGCAACGGCUCACGCUUCGAGGGAACAAGCCUCUCUACGCCUUUGCCUGAAAACAAGAUGUACGAUCUGAUCAGUGCCGCGGACGGUAAAGCAGCCAAUGCGUCAGCGUUACAAGCAUUGCUAUGCAAGAAAGAUAGCCUAGACCCGGAGAAAGUAAAAGGCAAGAUCGUCGUGUGUCUAAGAGGAGACAACGCACGUGUGGACAAGGGACAACAAGCAGCCACUGCUGGUGCCGUAGGAAUGAUACUAUGCAACGACAAGGCGAGUGGAAACGAGAUCAUCUCCGACGCUCAUGUCCUUCCCGCUUCUCAGAUUAAUUACAAAGACGGUGAAGCUGUGUUUUCAUACCUAAACUCCACAAAAGACCCCAAAGGCUACAUAACUGCACCCAACACUCAGCUACACACGAAGCCAGCUCCUUUCAUGGCCUCGUUCUCUUCCAGAGGCCCCAACACCAUUACCCCAGGAAUCCUCAAGCCUGACAUAACCGCACCGGGUGUCAACGUAGUAGCCGCCUAUACGGAAGCCACAGGCCCUACAGACAUAGAAUCCGACAACCGUAGAACUCCUUUCAACGUCGAAUCGGGAACGUCCAUGUCUUGUCCUCACAUCUCCGGCAUCGUCGGUCUCUUGAAGACUCUCCGCCCUCAAUGGAGCCCCGCCGCGAUCCGUUCCGCCAUCAUGACUACUUCAAGAACUAGAGAUAACACUCGAAAGCCAAUGGUUGAUGCAACGUUCCACAAAGCAACUCCUUUUGGGUAUGGGUCGGGCCAUGUUCAGCCCAAUAAAGCUUCCCACCCAGGUCUUGUCUACGAUCUCAACACUGGAGACUACUUAGACUUCCUCUGCGCCAUUGGUUACGAGAACAAGGUAGUUCAACUCUUUGCCGAUGAUCCGCUAUACACGUGCCGUCAAGGAGCUAAUCUUUUGGACUUCAACUACCCUUCGAUCACUGUCCCUAAACUCACGGACUCUGUUACAAUCACUCGUAAGCUCACGAACGUUGGACCUCCGUCCACGUACAGAUCCUAUUUCCAUGCGCCCCUUGGAGUUGAAGUCUCCGUAGAGCCCAAACAGCUCACGUUCAGCAAAGUUGGUGAGGAGAAGAUGUUUCAGAUGACUAUCGGGGCCACGUCAGAGAAGGCUUUAGGGUACGUCUUUGGAGAGCUGACGUGGACUGAUUCAAAAUACUACGUCAGGACUCCCAUUGUCGUCCAACUUUCAAGCUAGUCUCUAGCUACUUUAUUCAUCACUCUACUUUUUUUUUUUAUCUUUUGGCGUUUAUUUUUAUAUCGAACAUUCUAUUAGUUUUGGAUAAUAUUUAAAUUUUGAGCUAAGUUUGGCAGCUUAAUGUUUAAAAAAACAAUUCGACAUGCAUAAUCUAAUCUUUUCUAGGAUAAUAUUGUAGUUUCAGAUAGUUUUAUGCUAUAUUUUGCCAAGUGGGCUCAAGACCAACCAAUUAGGAUCUUCUUUUAUUGUUUUUAAAAACUUUCCAAUUUAAUUUUUUUUUAACUAUAGAAGCACUAGAUGCAAUGUAACAAUGUCUUUUGAAUUUUUCUUUGAGCAACCAAUGUCUUUUGAAUAUAAUUUUACAUUCAUUCCGAAAAUACAAUAUUUUGCCAAGUGCAAGUUUGCGUGUUAGUGACAAGGGUACUACUGUAGUACUACUACAUAAAGUGUGCCUGGUUUCUUGACGUGCUAAAACGGCAGCGAUCGUCGUCUCGUGGCAGCAAAGGCAGUGUUGAAACGGUAAGUCAAAGCUGAGAUUUUUCUGAUUGCUGAUUGUUUUUGAAGCAAAAAUGUGAAACCUUUUUGAAAAUUUGGUCUCAAGAAGAACAAAGUCGUGAUUUUUAGUGCAACUGGAAUUGAUAUGGAGACAUGAUCAGCACUAAUAUCAUAUGUCUUAUGUGCAAUGGAAGUGUAUAAUUGGGACCAAAUUUGUGUCACAUUUUUCUUUGUUAUUGCUUGGAAGACAUAUCUUGGAGAGUUAUCUUCGGAAAAAACACAAAGGAGUUAUGGACUUAUGGUUAUAAAUUUAUAAUCACGAAAGUAAUGAUGUAAUUGUUCUUGUCUACGUGAUAAAAAUCGCUCAGCUCAUAAAUGCUAUAGACUAUAUAGUAGUGGGAUAAUACUAAUAUUUAAUUUCUCAUAAUAUUUUGUGCAAACUUUUUAUUGUGACAAGUGUUAAUGUGACUGAACGAAAUGUAAUUAUUUAAUUUCUCCUAAUGUUUAUGUUGACAUAAUAUUUUGACAAGUGCUAAUUUGAGUGAGCGAGACAAAUGGAUUGUGCUUUAUCCGGGUCCCAGUGACAAAAGGAGUACGAGACGUACUACAUAAAGUGCGAGUGUGUAUUGGCUAAGCUUGACCCAUUACUAAAACUCACUCGGGUUACUGGAUUACAUUACACCCGGCAACCAAAAGAGAUGCAGACGAGUCUUCCACAGGACCUUGUCCCUCUCGUCAAGUUUCCGCCGCGCCACCGUCGCGAACCCCAGCUGUACAUCGUGGACCCCACUUCGAAAGGCAGUGUCGAUACCUGCUUUAACGAGCCAGGGAGUGGUAGAGAGAUUUCAUCUCUAGUAUCUGUUCAAAGACACUUGGUUGGAGAAGUAGACGACAGACGCUUGUCUCGAAGUCCAAAGUUUUAUGAGAAACGCAGAACCGAACAGGGUAAUCGCGUUGCUUCCAAGGAUUUCCGUUUGCCUAGAGGAUGGACCGUUAAAGAGGUUCCGAGGAGAAACUCCCCUCGUAGUAUUGAUAAGUAUUAUACAGAGCAAGAAACGGGAAAACGGUUCCGGUCCCUUGUUUCCGCUGAGAGGUACUUGAACUCUGUCGGGAACGGUACAGUUGCGUCGGUUUUGCACUCUGUUCCGCUUUUGGCGAUUUGUAAUGGUACUGGAUAUGCGCCGGUGAAGUACACGCAAUGACAGGUCUUUUAACCAAAAUAUGAUUUUACUCCAGUGAAGUCACUCGCCUACUGCAAGAUCUAUAUGUAUUUGUAUGGUCUCUAUCUAAUCUUGAAUGUACAGCAACAAGUCUGACUGUUUAACAGACUAAGAUUAUGCACAGUUUCUUUUUGUUCCUGUGCAAAAGAUUAUUUAGUUUUCUUUCAAUUUAUUGAUGAAAAACUA
Brassica rapa (field mustard) is the source of this 4464-nucleotide messenger RNA. Its product is annotated as subtilisin-like protease SBT5.4. The record is from RefSeq and is a predicted model, not a curated record. Gene Ontology annotation, biological process: proteolysis. Lineage: Eukaryota; Viridiplantae; Streptophyta; Magnoliopsida; Brassicales; Brassicaceae. Gene Ontology annotation, molecular function: serine-type endopeptidase activity.